UUCAUCAAGAAUCUCCGACAAACAUCGAAUCACAUCAAAAUGUUCGCCGCUCGCUCUGCCCCUCGCGUCCUCAAUGGCGCUCGCGCCUUCUCGACCUCGCCCGCCCACUCGCUAGCCCGCAUGCAGCUCAUCGGCCGUCUCGCCGACCAGCCUGAGCUCACUCCCACAUCCACUGGACGCGAGCUCGUGAGAUAUGCUCUUGGUGUCAAGGGUGGCCCUAAGAACGAGAACGGCGAGAGACAGACCAGCUGGUUCAGAGUCGCCAGUUUCGCAGAGGGCCCUGGCAGAGACCUGCUCUUGAGCUUGCCCAAGGGCACUCUCAUGUACAUCGAAGCCGACGCUCGUAUGGACACCUUCCAAACUCAAGACGGCUCCAACCAGAGUCGUCUCAAUCUUGUUCAGCGCAACUUUGAGGCUCUCAGCCGUCCCCAAAACCGUAACUCUGAUUCUGAAUCUGACAGGAGUGCUGCCGAGGACCCUCACAGCGGUCUCGGUGCCUCCUAGAGUGUAUAGAGACAACCAAGAUACAUAGGGACAUGGCGUGUACAGAAUUUUAGUCGCCAGGUGUGCGGGUUUCAACAAAGUCGAUCAUGUAAAAUACACUCCUCUUCCCACGUCAAACCGUACAUUGUCUUGUGAGUAAGCUUCUUUGUCUCUUGACUUUUGGGAAGACAUGUGUUGCAUCCUUCUGGAUCGCCUUUCGACCCGGGGACAUGAUCUUUGAGGACGGUUGGAGGCAGGGAAGAGCCUACCUCAACAGUAGCUUUGAUUGAGCAUGAGACAACGAUGCUAGUCUGAUAACAGAUCCGGGACUCAAAUCAAGCAGUAGGAACAUGUUGAUGCAUUAAUACAGGUAGCUUCCAAGGAAGGGACGCCCUUG
Aureobasidium subglaciale EXF-2481 is the source of this 880-nucleotide messenger RNA. RefSeq lists its product as uncharacterized. The record is from RefSeq and is a predicted model, not a curated record. Gene Ontology annotation, cellular component: mitochondrial nucleoid. The transcript is spliced from 3 exons. Gene Ontology annotation, biological process: positive regulation of helicase activity; mitochondrial DNA replication. Gene Ontology annotation, molecular function: single-stranded DNA binding. NCBI's taxonomy places the organism in Eukaryota, Fungi, Ascomycota, Dothideomycetes, Dothideales, Saccotheciaceae. The coding region runs from base 40 to 504 and encodes 154 amino acids.